Molecule: messenger RNA, 4763 nt
Organism: Micropterus salmoides (largemouth bass)
Lineage: Eukaryota; Metazoa; Chordata; Actinopteri; Centrarchiformes; Centrarchidae
Gene: nrg1
Product: neuregulin 1
Exons: 8
Coding region: 990-2891 (633 amino acids)
Biological process (GO): nervous system development; activation of transmembrane receptor protein tyrosine kinase activity; intracellular signal transduction
Molecular function (GO): protein tyrosine kinase activator activity; chemorepellent activity
Source: RefSeq, a predicted model, not a curated record
UAUUCAAUAUUAUUAUCAUCUGUGUUAUUAUGUUAUUACAAUUAUGAAUGCAGAUACUUGAAGAGUAGAACACAAUGGCUGCAUCCUCUUGGGGUGGAUCAUAUGUCUGCCUCCCUGGCUCCUUCCCCUUGACAAAAAACACACCAUAAUCAAUGGGGAGUGGUGCUGGGCGAGGCUACUGCAGCUGCCUGCUUGUGAUUCGCUGACAUGCGCUCUAAUUGGAUCAAGUAGGAACUUGCUUAGCUGGAUGCUUGGGCUGGGAUUGGGAGCAGCCUGCAAAGAGAGCACGGACACCGCACCAGACAGGAAGAGAGGCAGAGAGGGAGGAGGCCAAAGGCUGCCCUGCUCACCACUUGGAAAGGAAAGAUUGGGAGAGGAGGGGUGAAAGAAGAAAAAAGGGGGAGUAUCCAAUCUUCUCUGCCCUUCUGUGCUACUGCAGCCCCCCUUGCCCCUCCCUCUCUCUAUGAUUCUCUUUCUCUCUCUUUCCCCUUACUCAUCUGUUUCUGUGGCUGCGCUGAGAGGAAGGGCACCUGCCUCUCCCUGAUGAUUCAGCCUUUCAGCUACUUGGAGCUCCACAGACAAGACAGCAUGUCCCUCCUGCCACUGCAGUGCCUGGCUGUCCUGUCCUCUGCACUACAGCUACUGCAGCUGCAGCCGGCUCAUCACGUCAAUACCGCCUCUUCUGCCCAAGUGCUCAGCAAAUUUGACAAUUCUAUUUAUAGACUCAUGGUUGCGUUUCCUGUGAGAAAGCAUGAGUAAGGAACUCCAUUCCCUCAUGCGCAGAAGGUUGUCUACAUACCUCCCAGACUGUUAACAAGGUUCGACUCACUCUGAAGAGCAUUUUUGCCUCCCUCUGGAAUUCCAACUCUGACUUUGCAACCUCAUGAUGGAAAACAUACUCGAGGAGACUGGUGACAAACAGCCACAGUGUGAUGCUCUGAGUUAAUAGUUGAGGUGUUCAGAGACCCUUCAUCCAGCAGUUGGUAAGGAUGACUGAGGGAAUGGAGGACUUCUCUGCUGGGCCAGCUCCCCCUCCUGGAUCAGCCUCCCCCACCAGUUCUACUGUUGAUCCUGAACAAGUCCCAGAGGAGAAACCAGAGGAGACAGAGGCAGCUGGUGAGAGUGGGGAGGAGGGUGCAGAGGGAACUGCAGAGGGAGGCGGUGGCGGUGAUGGGGAGCAUUUGGGGGCUCUGGGAACUGUGGCCUUGCCAGGGACCUGCUGUGUGUGCAUAGAGAUGGAACAGAUUAACAAUUGCCUGCACUCUGAGAAAAUCUGCAUUCUGCCUAUCCUGGCCUGUCUGCUUAGCUUAGCCCUCUGCACAGCUGGCCUUAAAUGGGUCUUUGUGGAUAAGAUCUUUGAGUACGAACCACCCACACACUUAGAUCCUAAACGCAUUGGACAGGACCCAAUUGUUAUAUCAGUUGACCCCACGCUGGGGCUAACUGUGUCGAUUCCUCAUUCAUCUCCGUCUCCUGUCUCCUUGACCACCACCAUCGCCAUUACCCCAGGACAUCCUGACGUGUUAGUGGAAGAGAAAUCUACACGAGGGCCGUACGUGCCUCAGUCCCCACGAGUGACUCAGUCUGAUCCCUCCGUUACACUGAAAUACAACGCUGAGCGUUCCACCGUCCCAAAGCAGACUCCCCACCCUCAUACAACACAGGAGUUAAACGACAUCAUCAUCCCAACAACCUCUGCCACCAGCACCACCACUACAGCCAAGACCUCCAGUCAUGUGAUGCGCUGCAGUGACAGCCAGAGGAACUACUGUGUUAAUGGAGGGGAGUGCUUCACCCUUGAAAUCAUGCCAGGCAGCACAAAGUUUCUCUGCAGGUGUCCAAAUGAAUUUACUGGUGAUCGCUGCCAAAACUAUGUGAUGGCCAGCUUUUACAAAGCGGAGGAGCUGUAUCAGAAACGUAUUUUAACAAUAUCAGGAAUCUGCAUUGCUCUCCUAGUCGUUGGAAUCAUGUGUGUGGUUGGCUACUGCAAAACAAAGAAGCAGAGGAAGAGGCUCCAUGACCGCCUGAGGCAGAGCCUGAGGAAUAAAAGGAACAAUAAUACCAAUACUGGUAGUGGCCCCAACCUGGCAACCUCAGCCAGAGGACGUCAGAUUUCUAACUUGCCUCUUCAAGAUUUGCAGCUUAACAAUCAAUGUAAUGGGACAUCUAUGCAGCAUGCAGCUGAGAAGGAGACGGAAACAACCUUCUCCACAAGCAAAUAUGCCUUAUCUGCGCAUGAACCCACCACAUUCACCAACAUUUCCAGCCAAAGGUUGGUAUCUGACAUGACAACCCCGACUCAGCUGUCUCCAGUAUCCCGGACCUCUCUUGCAACUCCAGGGUCUCCUCCAUCAGAGAUGUCAGCCCCCCUGUCCAGCCUGGCCAUCUCUGUCCCCUCAGUGGCUUUAAGCCCCUCUGGUGAGGAGGAGCGCCCCCUGCUAUUGUCGAAGACAGGUCAGUCACAUAAGUCCUCGAGCCGAGAACAGAAGAGGAACUCAGCCCACUACAACCAUGGCCAUGUGGCAAGUAGCUUACCACCUAGCCCACUGUUUACUAUGGAGAACGGUAACUACCAAAUCAUAGGUGACCAUGACACCACAGCUGCCAGCCUACUUAAUAAAAACAACAACAUCGACAACUGCAGUACCAAAAGAGCAGGAGUCACCGAUGGCCAUUUGCCGCGUAAUGUGGAGUCUGGCGAUGAGAGCAUGCUCAUGAGCGAAACUGAGGAGCCUCAGGGGGAACACACCCCCUUCCUCACUACAGUGAGCACUACAGUCCUGUUGCUCAGGGCCAUGGACAGCUGCAGGACUAACCCAGCAUCACCAAAUGAUGACUUGCAAGUCAAGUCAUCCUGUUCCACCACCAAACAAGAUCCAGUCGCUGUGUGAAGUAAAAAGAGAUUGCAGAGAAUCCUUUAUGUUGAGGGGAAAAAAGGAAUUAUCACUCUUAAACCUUUAUUUUCUAUAAAUUAUUUGCUGUGUAAAUGAAAAAUAAAACUUUUAUUUUAGUGAUGUAGUAAAUAAAGAGUUUUAUAAGAAGUGUACAAAUGUGAUCAUGUCUUGUAGGUAAAGUGCCAUACACUAGUAUGUAGCAACGGUUCACAGUAAAUUUCAGUGCAGAAAAAAUAUCAAUGGUGCCUUUCUGUUUGGUAUGCUUAAGGGAACUGCAACAUUGCAUACUGGGCCAUAUAUUCACCAUCUUAAUCUUCCAGUUAACUAUCAAAAAUAACUUGCUGGCUGCUUUUAAAGUCCUGCAGUUGGAAGUGCCCAUUGACACGAUGAUAUUUAAUUUAUGUGUUCAAGGUGCAUGCUACGUCCAUAAAUGCUGUGAUGGAAUAAUGAGCAGCUUAUGUGGUUUCCCCUCCAGCCAUUUGACCUCACCGGUUGAUUAUCUGAUGUCCUUUGUAUGGAUUUUGGGCUGUCUCACUGAGAUUUUCUUCUGAAACACAAAACAGAACUUCAAUGCCUGGACUGAUCUUUAUGAGUAAAUGAUUAAACGGCUCAUUACCUGCAUUUGAUGAGAGGUGGAGAAGAUGUUAGACUUCAUAAUGUUUUUAUUUAUCAUCGUCUAAUCCGGUAUCCUGCUGGUGAACGAAUAUUAAGUGUUAGAUAAAGGUGCAAUCAGUAAAGUCUGGCUCUUUAGUGUUACUAAUGCUGUCGUUUAUAUAAGCUUAACAUAACCUUGUAGAUUUGUUUGAGUAAAUUCUAUAUUGGGAUUUGAACUACAUGUUUCAAUUUCACCACUUCUAUGCUGCUGCGGUUCUGCACUGGUGUAAUAUUGCAAAAAAAAAAGUAUUGAAAGGAUCUUUUUGAAAGUAGUUUAAUUUCUUUCUAUGCUGGCAGGAUUCCUCAUCUUCACUGAGUACAAAUUGACAGUUAACGUGGUGCCACCAAAUACAUAACUGCUAGCAUGUAGACCAGCAGUUCUCUAUUUCUUGAAGAGAACACUCCAAUUACUUGUGCCCUCCAUCAAUUGUAUGAUCGAUUACUGAUUGCAUCUUUAAGUGCAAGAAUAUCUACAAAGUGUGUAUUAAAUGGAAGACUGAAUAAGCCUCAAUUUGUCCUUCAUGAAGACAUCCAUGUGUUCCUGAGUAAUGCAGUUUGGGGAUUAAAGAAAUUGCUAAAUAUAUACAUGAUUGUUAACUGCUUUAAUUUGUUCUGUCAUAUCUUUGGAAUUCAAAAUGUUACAAUUUCCAAAGUAUGCCCUUACCUUUUUUCGACGACCCCAGCUUGUGUUCACGUGUGCAGUCUUAAUGUAUGUGUGAUUUUAAAAAGUUUUGACAGUGUCUGCUAACAUGAACAUAGUUUAUGAAAAUCUGCCAAAGACUGUCACCACUUCUAGAAUAAACAAAUUUAUGAAAAGUAAAUCAAAAUAACUAUUAUUUGGCUCUGUCAUAAACCAUAGUUUCUUAAAAUGUAUGUAUGUAGAAUUAACAGUCAGCAUAUGAGUAAGAAUGAACCAUUGCUGUAGUAAUGGUGGCCAUACUUCUGUAUAUUUAUGUUAAGAUAAUUAGUAUUUAUUUGGUAGUUCUUUCUAAUUACAAGCAUUUAUCACUGUUAUAUAGAAAAACAUUUAUAUUUUAACAAACAUGAUUUAAAAGAUGUAAAAUAUACAUAGUCAUCUGUUCCACAGGUUAUUAGUGCUAAAUAGAAAAUAACUACUUGCAUAUUUUGUCACUUGUAUGCUUAACAUAACUCACAAUGCAUUGCUUUUAGGUCUAGGAGUGUCUUCAAAUUAUAUAAAUACACCAUGAAAAUCUU